CGUUGCGUGAUGACGUACGGCGGAAGUGCCUCCUCAACUACGUAUAAGGGCACCGCUGUCAAGCCUGACAGUCAGGGGACGACGGGUAUUUGAGGAGGUAUAAGAUUAAUCAAAGCAACAAUGGAUCGAUUCAGGUCUGCAUUUAACAACAUGUUUAAAAGUGAGCGGUACAGCAGGUUCACACUUCAGCCUGCGGAAGAUGGAGAAAGACAUGUCGAGGUCAAACUGUCUGAUGACGCCACGGAGACAGAGGACCAGGCAGGGGGUUCUCCGAGCUUCAGGCCAGCUCCUCUGCAUCACAGCCGGCGUAAUGUUUGCUACCUGGUCCUGGGAAGCUUGCUGAUAUUUGUUAUUGGCUACCUGAUUGGCUACAUCAGCCACAAUAAACCUCAGGCAGAGCUGGUGCACUGCGAAGCUGGAGGUGAGCAGGACACUGAAAAUAAGCUUGAACCGACCACAGGUGCUGUCGCAGAAGCUCCUCAAGUUCAGCUGAACUGGAAGGACAUCACCCAACUCCUCAAACAGAAACUCACCAGCCAAGCCUUUGACAAAACUCUGAGGGACUUUGAUCUGCCUAGACGUUCAGCAGGAAGUGAGGAAGAUAUGAGUCUUGCAAACCGCAUAUUUGAUGAAUUCCGCAAACUGGAGAUGAAUCCCUGGACUGACAUCCACUAUGUUCAACUGCAAACACCAGACAGCAAGCGUCCAAACCGUGUCCUUUUUGGUUCAGAUGUCUUUGAGCCAACAGGCUAUUUGGCCUACAGUGCUCCUGGGAGAGUUCAGGGGAAGCUGGUUUAUGGCAACUACGGCCGGCAGGAGGAUCUGGACGUUCUGCAGAAGAAGGACAUUGAACUGAAAGGCAAUGUGUUGCUGCUGCGAACUGGAAAGAUCACUUUUGCAGAGCAGGUGGAUAAUGCUGCCACGAAGGGGGCCUCUGCUGUUCUAAUCUACCCUGACGUUCAAGAUUACAGCUAUCGAGCAGACACCCCACUCUAUGGACAUGUCCAUCUGGGUUCAGGAGACCCCUACACCCCUGGGUUUCCCUCCUUCAACCAUACCCAGUUUCCCCCAACCCAGUCGUCUGGCCUCCCCAAAAUCCCAGCCCAGACUAUCACAGCCAGCAUGGCUACAGUUCUUCUACAGAAAAUCGGGGGUCCCGAACCAGAUGAAAGCAGUGGUUUUAAAGGCGGCUUAAAGUCGCUGACUUACAGACUGGGAGGCAGUGAGAAUGUCACUGUCGAGGUCAACAACGUGCUGGUGAACAGGGAGAUCCACAAUGUGUUUGGAGUCAUCAAAGGAUUCACUGAUCCUGAUCGCUACGUCGUGGUGGGAGCGCAGAGAGACGCCUGGGGUAAAGGUUACACCAGGGCCACUGUUGGCACCUCAAUUCUGGUAGAGCUGGCCAAGGCUGUUGGCGAGAUGGUGGAGAAAGAGGGGUUCAGGCCUAGGAGGAGUAUGAUGUUUGCAAGCUGGAGUGCCGGAGAGUACGGAAGUGUUGGUGCCACCGAGUGGUUGGAGGGUUAUAUGUCCUCUAUUGACAAACACGCUUUCACCUACAUAAGCCUGGAUGGAGUGGUGAUGGGUCGUGGCAGCUUUGUGGCCUCAGCAAGUCCGCUGCUCUACAGCCUCCUCGGGAGAACGAUGAAAGAGGUGCAAAAUCCUCUUGGUUCUGGCACUGUGUACGAUAUGAUGGGAAAAAAUAACUGGGAGGCUAAUACACUGAGGCCGAUGUCAAUUGACGACCCUGCCUAUCCUUUCCUGGCCUUCUCUGGGAUUCCCUCCAUUUCUUUCCAUUUCAUCUCUCCCAACACUGAGGCUUACACUUACUACGGCACCAACCUGGACAACAUGGAUCAUCUCAAUUACCAAACCAACCAUCGCACCAGUGAAAUGACGGCGCUGGCGGCGCAGUUCGCUGGCCAGAUGGCUCUGCGACUGAUCCACGACCACCUGCUGAGAUUGGAUGUGAGCCGAUACAGCGACAUCCUUGGCAAAGCUGCGAAACGGGUCAAUCAACGCAUCAUCCAGCUCACACAGUCUGGUCAGCUGAAGGAAGUGAAGCCCACCUGGCUAAGCCGAGCACGUGGCUCCUUCCAGCGAGCUUCUGACGGCAUCAGCCGCGCCAUUACCAACACUGACUUAAAUGACAAGGAGGCCUGCCGGAUCCUCAACGACAGGAUCAUGAGGGUUGAGCACUCCCUCCUCUCUCCGUACGUGUCCCCCACUGAGACUCCCUUCCGUCACCUCCUGCUGGGCCGUGGAUCCCACACACUGGCGUCCAUCGCAGAGACUAACGAUAUGGAGCAGCUCCACACCCAGCUGGCCCUGGCCACCUGGACCCUGCAGGGAUGUGCCGGCGCCAUGGUGGGAGACAUCUGGGACAUCGAUGAAGAAAUCUAAAGAAGGGGGACUGGGACGUGUGUGUGCGCGUGUGUGUGUAUUUGUGUUGUUAAAAUGAAAACUGAGGUAGAGUAGAGUGAGGAGCUCCAAUAUCAGCACUUAAGCACAAGCUGUCAAUCAGAGGUCAAAGAAAAUAUUACAGCCAGACUUAUAAUGCAUUGUUGGAGGGGUCUGAAUCCUACAAAGAUCCAGGAAGAGUCAGAAAAGUGUGAAGUACAUUCUUGUGAACUAAAUACUUGGGGGGGAAAAAAAAAAUUAAAGUCGACUGUAAAAUCUGCCUCCUCCAACACACCAGGCCAGUUGAAGGCUUCACUGUGACCUCUUGCCAUCAAAACACUGAGAAACCUUAUUUAUACUUAAGUUUUUUUUAUCAGUGGCAGUGCCCACUAUAAAGUUAUCGUUUGUCUUUUUAUAUGACGUUAUCGGAAGCAGUGCCUUCCAUAAUUAUGACGGUUAUACUGUCUAAUGUUACGGCAGCAUCUGCUACAGAAAUGACUCCUCAACUGUUGCUGACAAAAUGGAACCCCCUGACAAAGUGAGAUGUUUUUGUUUUGUUUUUUUCAUGGCCUUCAUUUCUUCAUUUAAUUUUAUGAGGCGGCGGCGCACAUAGUGCCGCUUCAGUCGAUCAUCAAAAUGGUUAUUUAAAAUCAUGUAAUGGCGAAAUGAAGGAUUGAGUAUAAUUUGGCCUGUUCUAGUGUUAGUAUUUAAAUUUAUCUGUUUUAACUACUAGACUAAGAGCAGAGAAAAAAUUAUUAUUUUUUUUUAUUUAUAUACCACAAGCCCAGGGAUAAAUUAAUUAUUCGACUGAAUUUAUUCUGUGCUUGAUGUUGGGAUGAAUUCUUAAAAAAAAAAAAAUACCCACAAACACACACUAAAAAAGGGAAAGAUCUAAAUGUGUCCAAAAAUGUUAUCAACACAACCGCGUCCUCCAUUUAGAGCAACAACAGAUCAGUUCCAUAAUUUGCGAGAAAGCCAUUUAUGUUGCACAGUCUACUUUGGAGCAGUUAAUAAUUACAUGACAAAGUUAUCGGGAGCAGUGCCUUCCAUAAUUAAAACCCAUUAUCGGGAGCAGCGCCUUCCAUAAUGAAAGCAGUGACGGUAGUUUUUGCCUACCUUAGUGUUUGUGUUUUACAUGUGUAUUUAUCGGGAGCAGUGUCUCUCAUAUUUCACUUGAAAGGUGGAACAACUUAUCGGGGACAGUGUUUCCCAGAGUUUUAUAUACUUAUUUAUUUGUUUUUCGUCUUUACUUUUGGAUUAUGUGUGUGUGUUGGUGUGUGAGAGUGUGUAGGUGUAGUCCUCCAGCUCAUAUUUCUGUAUCAUGCUCUGACCUUAUUGCUGCAGAAUCUGUUUGUUUCUGGUCUGUUGACCUGGCUGGACCCCAAACGUCUGUGCUGUGAUCUGAUGCUUCACCUCCAUAUGAAUACUCCACAAGCCACAGCAAAUCUGUUUGCAUGUGACAUAUUUCCUUUUCACUGCAUGUUACUGUAUUCCUUUGCUGACACACUUAGAAACUUUAAAAUUAGGGAUUAAAAAAAAUGUGCUUGUUUUAGAUUCAAAACAAUAUUUUUUCUGAUAGGUUAUUUAUUUGACCAUUUUCUUCACAUAAAAAAUUUACUAGAAUACUUUUAGGCCUCUGAACAAAAAAUGGCAGAAAAAACUAUUGAACUUAUGACAAAUGAUAAUAACUGCACUGAGAAUGUAUUGAACCUGGGUACAAAUGUUUAUUAAGUGAACAUGUUCAAAGAAUCUCUCAGUAAACCACACUGAAACUAUCAGACGGACUUUGUUAAAAUCAACUUACUUUAACAUACACUCAAAAGUUAACAAAAUGUCUAUUUCAUAAGCCAGAAUUUUAUAUAUUCCAAUACAUUUCUUUCCUUGUGUCAGUUCUGUUGACAUUGAUGCUGUAAUAUCCUGUUUUUACUUUCUUACAUCUGUCAAAAGAAAAGGUUACUUAAUCCUGAGGGGAGGGGAAAUUGGGUGAUUAGGAAGUGGGUGUUCCACUCACUUUGUAAACUGAAAUCCUGUAUGUGUAUGCUAAAAUACUUGGUUUCAGAGUCUGUUCAGUACAACUUUUUUUCUCUUAUAAAGUUCUGGGUUUUGUUUCUAUUAUCUCUGUGUUUAGCAAGAAAGUGUAAUAAACCCUUUUGGCUUAAAGCAUCCAGAAAAUCUA
Scatophagus argus is the source of this 4573-nucleotide messenger RNA. It is a transcript of the gene tfr1b, whose product is annotated as transferrin receptor 1b. The record is from RefSeq and is a predicted model, not a curated record. Gene Ontology annotation, biological process: intracellular iron ion homeostasis; iron ion transport. The coding region runs from base 121 to 2400 and encodes 759 amino acids. The transcript has 19 exons. Gene Ontology annotation, cellular component: external side of plasma membrane. Lineage: Eukaryota; Metazoa; Chordata; Actinopteri; Scatophagidae.